Molecule: messenger RNA, 855 nt
Organism: Penicillium coprophilum
Lineage: Eukaryota; Fungi; Ascomycota; Eurotiomycetes; Eurotiales; Aspergillaceae
Product: Short-chain dehydrogenase/reductase SDR
Exons: 1
Coding region: 1-855 (284 amino acids)
Biological process (GO): triglyceride catabolic process; phosphatidic acid biosynthetic process
Cellular component (GO): lipid droplet; endoplasmic reticulum
Molecular function (GO): acylglycerone-phosphate reductase (NADP+) activity; triacylglycerol lipase activity
Source: RefSeq, a predicted model, not a curated record
AUGGCCCGCACUGUCCUGAUCACGGGCUGUUCUGACGGCGGCCUCGGCGCCUCCCUCGCCCUCGCCUUCCACGCAGCCGGUCUAAAGGUCUACGCCACGGCUCGCAACCCCUCCAAGCUAGGCCAGGUUGCAUCCGCCGGCAUCGAGACUCUCACGCUGGAUGUGCUAUCUAGUGAGUCGAUCAAGCACGCCGUGACCAAGCUUCCCAAUCUCGACAUUUUGGUCAACAAUGCCGGCGCCGAGUAUCUGAUGCCGGUAACUGACGUGGACAUCGCCGACGCUAAACGCUUAUUCGAUUUGAACGUCUGGAGUUACAUCGAGGUAACGCAGGCGUUCUUGCCUCUGCUGUUGAAAAGUCCCUAUGGCGGGUUGAUCGUCAACCAUUCAUCUGUGAGCUCUGUUGCCGUACUGCCAUUCCAGGGAGUGUACACGGCAUCCAAGGCCGCUAUUGCCAAGUUGUCUGACACUCUGCGACUCGAGCUGAGUGUUUUGGGGAUCGAUGUUGUCGACUUGAAGACUGGUGUGGUGCGUUCCAAUCUGAUCAAGAAUCAAAAGGAGGCAAAGCCGCCUAAACUUCCGGAGAACUCGAUUUAUUAUCCGGCACGCGAGGUAGUAGAGAAGGCGUUGAGCCAGGAUGCUUUUGCUGAGGGCGGGAUGCCGACUCUGCAGUGGGCCACGGCUGUGGUGGGUGAUUUGUUGAAGAAGAAGCCACCCCCAGUAAUCUGGAGGGGAGAGCAGGCUUGGGUUGCAAGGUUGAUUGGUGUUCUGCCAUUUGGAACAUUUGAUUCGAUGCUCAAGAAGUUGACAGGGUUGGAUGUCGUGGAGAAGAUUAUGAAGGUUGGAGCCGGAGCAUGA